CCAAUUGACCUAUUUUUUUCCUUGAAAAAUCAAAAGCCGCCCACCUUUAUUUUCUCAAAUUGACGUUUGCACAGCCUUCGGACAACUUACUACUUGGAUUAUCCAUUUGCCUCCAUACCUGCCUAACUCUUGUGUAAAUUUCUCUUUGGGACAGAAGCCAUUUGACAGAACAUAUUCCAAUUUCUAACACCUUCCCAUUGUUUCUGCUAAGCAGGCAACUGCUAAUUGACAAAAAAUGACAUAGAUUAUAUAUGUAACUUCUGACAAGUUUAGGAAGAGAGGGGAAGAGAUUUCAAUGGAAGCAGAGAUUGGGUCAAUGAAGUUGCAGGCUCGAAGAGGAUCGAGGAGAGAGACGAGGAAUGUUGCGGCGAUUUCAAGUAGUUUCCUCCCAGUAUUUGGGGUAAUGGUUGACGAAAAUUUUCCUCGGUUGAAGAACUAUGUCAUCCUUCCCUUUGAUCGACGAUACAGAAGGUGGCAAGCGUUUCUAAUCCUAUUGGUUGCCUACUCAGCAUGGGCAUCCCCGUUCGAGCUAGCGUUUGAAAAUGUAACCACCUCCAAGGCGCUCAUAGCAAUUGAUCUGGUGGUUGAUGCCUUCUUUAUUGCCGACAUUGUGGUCUCCUUCUUCGUCGCACAUUUGGACAAAUCUACUCACCUCCUUGUUUUUGAAAAAAAGAAGAUAGCUGCGAGGUAUGCCAUGACCCUACGCUUUGUAAUGGACAUAGCCUCAACCCUGCCAUUUCAGCUCUUCUACGGCAUCAUAGCUGGUGAAAGCAAAGAUGGUACAUCAUUAGGAAUAUUGAGUCUGCUGCGCCUGUGGCGACUAAGACAUGUUAGCAACUUAUUUAAAAGGCUCGAGAAAGACAUACGCUUUAGCUACUUUUGGACAAGAUAUGUGAAAAUCAUCUGUGUGACACUAUUUGCAUUGCAUUCAACAGCUUGUGUGUAUUGCUGGAUGGCCUACCACCAUCGAAUAAUAGAGAAAACAUGGCUUGGCAAACCAGUACCAGAUUUCAAGGAGCGGAGCAUCUGGCUUGGCUACACCUAUGCAAUAUACUUCUCCAUCUCGACCCUAACCACUGUUGGUUAUGGAGACCUCUAUGCAGAUAACAUGUGGGAAAAGAUAUUUUGCAUUCUCCUCAUGUUGUUCAACAUUGGGCUCACUGCCUAUCUCAUUGGAAACAUGACAAAUCUGAUUGUCCAUGAGGCAUCACGCACUUUCAUGAUGAGGGAGGCCUCACAUAAAUUGUCAAGAUAUGCAAGUAAAAAUGGACUUCCUGAGACCCUGAGAACACAGAUGAUGCAACAUGUAAAGCUUAAGUUCAAGACAGCAGAGUUACAACAAGAAGAGGUGCUCAACAGCCUACCAAAGGCUAUUCGAUCAAGCAUCACACAAUACCUAUUCCAGAAAACUGUGGGCUUAGCAUACCUUUUCAAAGGAGUCUCAGAGAACUUCAUAUUACAGUUGGUUUCAGAAAUGAAAGCAGAAUACUUUCCACCUAAAGCAAACGUCAUCCUACAAAAGGAGAUCCCCAUGGACUUUUAUAUUAUUAUUGCAGGAGAACUGGUAAGAAUUACUCCAGGAUUGUGCACAACAGUUUAUAUAUCAUUAUUUUCCUCAUAUAACAAAACUUUUAAUAUACAGGAAGUCUUGACAAAUGAAAAUGGAACAGAGAAGGUAUUCCUUAAUAUUGCUUUUAAGAGUACAUUUUUUCUGUCAAAACUUGGGCCUGCUGACAUGGCAGGAGAAAUUGGAGUAAUUCUCAACAUACCACAGCCUUUCACAAUCAGGAGCAAAAACAUUUCCCAAGUAGUUCGAAUAGGCCGUCAUCAUUUCGGUCAGGUUGUGGAGCUACAUAUUGCAGAGGGGAAGAUGAUUCUGUCUAACUUUCUACAGGUUUCAAACUGAACAAUAAAAAUGUGUUCAUCAAUUUAUUCGAAUGAUGAAAGAAGAAAACAAUGUUUCAUGAAGCCAGUAAAGAAAAAUGAAGACAGCUCAUGAAAAUCUCCAUAUUCAGCAUUGGAGGCUGGAAUCAAUUUAAAAAUAAAAAAAAAACCAAUUACACAAGUAUGUUACUAUAGAAAAGUAGAAGUAAGCAAGUCAGUAUGUGUCUGUUUUUAUCAAACAAAGAAGUAGCAUGCAACCAAAAAGUAAAAAGAAAAAAAGAAAGAAAGAUGCUAUGAGGUAUAUAAAUCAGCUAUUUAAAUAUUUAGUUUAAGAAAAAUAUUAAUGGGUUAUGUUCAACAUAAACCACAGUAUGUUAACUAUGAGAAAAUUGAAGUUGGUUCAUAUAGCAAUGAUUCCUGACACAAACUUAUUUAUACCCAGUUUCUUAAAGGACUGAAAGAAGAACUUUUGGAGGAGGUUCCAUUUCUAACGCAACUGCAGCCCAACAUGGAUGACGUAAGUGUAAUUUCUUUUGCAUGAAAAAACUUAUGAAAGCAUACAUGCAGUCAAAAUUAGAGAGAUAUCCAUUUUACCAGAAAUAAUGCAUAAAAUCUGUACAGUAAAUCUGAA
Molecule: messenger RNA, 2515 nt
Organism: Phalaenopsis equestris
Lineage: Eukaryota; Viridiplantae; Streptophyta; Magnoliopsida; Asparagales; Orchidaceae
Product: potassium channel KAT3
Exons: 8
Coding region: 296-1906 (536 amino acids)
Biological process (GO): potassium ion transport; transmembrane transport
Cellular component (GO): membrane
Molecular function (GO): voltage-gated potassium channel activity
Source: RefSeq, a predicted model, not a curated record